GAUGGCCGUUUGAGGAUAUAGUUGUGUCACCAGUAGCUAACAAACUCGUUAGCUAGAAAUAAUUGAAAAUGGGAUUCAAAGUUUCCAUUUUUAGUAUUUUUUUGGUGCUGGUUGCUAUUAGUGACGCAAAACACUCUAUUAAAUCCAGGCUAUCGGAUGGAAGUUGUAUUAUAACAUGUAAACCAGCUGGUCACUCUGGGUCAACUGAGCCAAGUUUAGUUACGUCUAGUGGAGGAACUAAGCCCGGUUCUGGAGGUCCCACUCCCAUUUCUAAUUCUACGACCAAGACUUCUGAGCCUGUGACCUCCACUUCUGCUCCUACGACCAAGGUUUCUGAGCAUGUGACCUCCACUUCUGCUCCUACGACCAAGGUUUCUGAGCCUAUGACCUCCACUUCUGCUCCUACAACCAAGACUUCUGAGCCUGUGACCCACAGUUCUGCUCCUACGAGCCAACCUUCUGUUCCUCAGACCCACACGACUACUCCUGCGAGCCCCACUUCUGCUCCUGAGCCCACCCCUUCUGCUCCUAGUUCAGCUGUUACCACUUCUUCACCUACUUCCAGUCCUACUAGGCCUCCCACGUGCCCAUGUUACUGCAGUGUGGGCAGUACAGUAUACAGAGGAGGUCCAUCUGAGGGUAACAGCCGUUCGCACCAUUUAGGUCACGAAUCCCAUUCCAGACAGGCUUCUCAUUUGCUUGGACACGAAAAGCACCAAGAAUCUCAACAUGGAGCUCAUGAAAAUAGGGCGCAUGUUCAUGGACAUGAGCGAGAGCACGAACAUCAUCAACACGAGCGUGCACAACAUCAUGAAAAUGAGCGCCAUCACCAAUAUGCACAACAUCAUGAACAUGAGCGCCAUCAGGAACAUGCACAACAUCAUGAACAUGAGCGCCAUCACGAACGAGCACAACAUCAUGAACAUGAACGACGUCACGGACAUGAACGAGCGCAACAUCAUGAUCAUGAACGACGUCCCGAACAUGAGCGACGUUCCCACCCAGAACACGGAGUAGUGAAGUCGCAUGAGAAUAGAGCACAUCCCUCAAAAUUGGCACAUGAACACGAAAGGCAUCAUCCGAUAGAGCAUGCAGUUCAUGAUACCAGGCUGCACAAGGAAAGUCACUAGAUCGGGAUAACUGUGAUAAGUAGCAGCUUGUUAGACGUUUUUUUUUAAUGAGCUGGUAUUUAAUGAAAAAAUGAUUGAUUUAUGACAAACCGACUUUGCAAUGGCUACGAAUAUUGGAUAUUUAAAUUCGAGUUUCACCCAAUUAGUGUAAGUGCAUACCAUUUUAUUUUUUGAACGUAUAUUUAGAGGGAAUAAACCAAAUGAAACUAA
This is a messenger RNA of Dendroctonus ponderosae (mountain pine beetle), 1340 nucleotides long. Its product is annotated as putative protein TPRXL. Bases 69 to 1130 code for a protein of 353 amino acids. Lineage: Eukaryota; Metazoa; Arthropoda; Insecta; Coleoptera; Curculionidae. The transcript has 7 exons. The record is from RefSeq and is a predicted model, not a curated record.